This is a messenger RNA of Hyla sarda, 7167 nucleotides long. RefSeq names its product transforming growth factor beta receptor 2 (gene TGFBR2). NCBI's taxonomy places the organism in Eukaryota, Metazoa, Chordata, Amphibia, Anura, Hylidae. Gene Ontology annotation, cellular component: plasma membrane; signaling receptor complex. The record is from RefSeq and is a predicted model, not a curated record. Bases 269 to 2389 code for a protein of 706 amino acids. Gene Ontology annotation, molecular function: activin receptor activity; transforming growth factor beta binding; ATP binding. Gene Ontology annotation, biological process: cellular response to growth factor stimulus; heart development; transforming growth factor beta receptor signaling pathway. The transcript has 10 exons.
CAGCAACUGGGUGAGGUUUUUAAGAAAAAAAAAACCUAAAAGUAGAGAGGCCCAGCAGCACAGCUGUUUGUGAAGUUGAAGAUUUCCUGUUUCCCCAGGACUUGCAGUGUGUGAGUCACAGAGGUUGCAGGCUGCCAACGGUGCCCAUAGGAAUGCAGGGAGGGCUGCUGGCUGCUCAGCCCCAGCUCAAGGCAAGAAGACAAGAAGGGAACUGAAGAAACUUUGUGGAUUACUCCUUAGAGUUGUAGAAUUCUAUGUGGCCUGGAGAAUGAGUCUUAUGGCUACAGUGCAGCGCUUCACUUUACUCUGGACCCUAAUAGUCUGCUGCCCCCCUGCCUCUCUACAAUUUGUGGAUGAUGGGAUUUUCAUGCUAAACAAGGCUGCAACCACAUCAUGUGCAUUUUGUGAUGUUUUGAAUGCAACUUGUACAGAAAGCAAAGGUCAUUGUAGAAGCAGUUGUGACAAAAUAGCCUCUUGUGAAUUUGCUGAGGAAGUUUGUGUAACCUUGUGGAGAAGUAAUGGUUCCGCUGUAACUGAAGAAACUCUAUGUCACAAUCCUCUUUUGCCACUAUAUGGACACAUGUUAAAUGAUUUCAACUCUUCAACAUGUCACAUGAAAAGAAGGAGACUGCAUUCAGAAACUGUGUUUAUAUGCGCUUGUAAUGAAGAUGAAUGUAACCAAGAGUUUACAUUUGACAAAAAAGAAAGUUAUCAUCAGAAAGUUACAGCAAGUCAUAAAAGGAAAGAAAACAGUGGAAACCCAAGACAGAAAUCAAAACCAUCUGAAAAUGCAACCAGUCUUUCAAGUAUUCCUGAAGACUUUAAAUUGCGUAAACUAUGCAUGUUUUGUGACAAUUUGACGUCCCCAUGUAAGCUUAAAGAGCCAAAUUGUAAAAGCACAUGUGGUAUAACCUCAAUGUGUGAGAAAGUAGAUGAAGUGUGCGUGGCAAUAUGGAGGAAUAACGGCACUCACGUAAUUGAAGAAACACUGUGCCAUGACCCUGUAAAACCUAUAUAUGGCCACAAGCUUGAUGACUAUAAUAACAAAGAAUGUGUCAUGAAAGAAAAAGAGACGGCUAAAGGAACUAUGUUCAUGUGUUCCUGCAAGGAAGAAGAAUGUAAUCUUGAUUUCAUAUGGGAAAAUGAAAAUGAAGCAUGGCCAGACACAACAUUUGUGGCACUUUCAAGUUUACUUCCCCCAGUUAUGAUCGCAGUAGCAGUGAUUGGUAUUUUUUAUUGCUACCGUGUGUAUAGGAAAAAUAAGCUCAGCAAAAAGUGGGAAAAUAACCAAAAAUGCAUGAGGCACCAGAAUAUGGACUGCAGUGAUGACUGUCGUAUGAUGAUUGAUGAUGAUCGCUCGGACAUAAGCUCCACUUGCGCCAACAACUUGAAUCACAACACUGAGCUACUACCUAUUGAACUAGACACUUUAGUUGGGAAAGGCCGUUUUGCAGAGGUGUAUAAGGCUAAGCUCAAACAAAAUACUUCAGAUCAGUUUGAAACUGUAGCUGUUAAAAUUUUCCCUUACGAAGAGUAUGCAUCCUGGAAAAUGGAGAAAGAAAUCUUUUCUGACAUAAAUCUUAAGCAUGAAAAUAUUUUGCAAUUCUUGACUGCUGAAGAGAGGAAAACCGAUGUUGGCAAACAGUACUGGCUUAUCACAGCUUUCCAUUCCAAAGGCAAUUUACAAGAGUAUUUAUCAAAGCACAUUAUUAGUUGGGAGGACUUGUUACAGCUUGGUUGCUCUUUAGCUCGUGGUGUCGCACAUUUGCAUAGUGACCAUACACCUUGUGGAAGACCAAAGACACCAAUUGUUCAUCGAGACUUAAAAAGUUCAAAUAUACUUGUUAAAAAUGACCAAACCUGUUGUGUUUGUGACUUUGGAUUAUCCCUUUGGCUUGACCCUUCUCUAUCAGUGGAUGACCUUGCUAACAGUGGGCAGGUUGGGACUGCUAGAUAUAUGGCCCCAGAGGUCCUUGAAUCAAGAAUUAAUUUAGAGAACAUGGAGUCAUUUAAGCAAGCAGAUGUGUAUUCUAUGGCACUUGUCCUGUGGGAAAUCACAUCCCGCUGUAACGCAAUCGGAGAUGUAAAGGACUAUGAACCACCAUUUGGCUCCAAGGUUCGAGAGCAUCCAUGUGUUGAAAGCAUGAAGGACAAUGUACUUAGAGACAGAGGUAGACCGGAAAUUUCUAAUAGCUGGUUAAAUCACCAGGGUAUUCAGCUCGUAUGUGAAACCAUCACAGAAUGUUGGGACCAUGACCCAGAGGCCAGACUCACAGCCCAAUGCGUAGCCGAGAGAUUCCAUGAGAUAGAACAUCUUGACAGAAUAUACGAGAGAAGCUGCUCAGAAGAAAAAAUACCAGAGGACUGCACAGAAAACACAAAUAAAUGAAAUAUACAUUGCAGAAGCACCAUGUAUUAUAGAAAUAUAUCAUCCAGUGGUUGCAGCUAAGGAAAUCACUUGGAAAUCUAUGCAAUAAAUCAUUGGCUCCAGGAUAAGUUGUUUACUACUGGAGCAAUAUCCAAUAUGCUUUCCAAUUUGAAAGUUGACAUUGCCAUAGGGUGAUCAUUUAAGGAUCAAGCGGACAUUUUGUUCUUAAAAUAGCCAUACCUAAUGUGCACUUUAUUAAUAUUUGUAUAAAACUACACAUUGGCUUUAAUAUAUGGACACAUUGUCUAAGAUAAGCCAAAAAUAUACUACCAGGAAAAUGCACAAUGCAUAGGAGAAUUGAUUUAUUAUGGAAAAAAUAUCUCUAUACAACUGUUCAAAAAAGUCAAUACAUAAGCUGUGGUUGGUUGUGUUUGUAUGUUUGUGGUUUAUGACUGAAUGUUCAUUUUUAUAUGUUUGAGUCACUACCUUUGUAACCUUUUUUUUUAUUAUUGUAAUUUUUUUUUUUUUUUUUUUUUUAAGGGAGAUAGAUGUCUUCACUUAUCUUUGGUUUCUGUGAACAAAUGUUAUAGUCUAUGAAACCGGUAAAGUCCAAAAAUACAUAUUUUAUAUAUGUAAAAUAUCAGCCCAUUCUCUCGGCUCUCACCUCAUAUUUAGUUUUCUUUUAAAUUGUGGUCAGCUAUUUUUCAGACUGGUUAAUGCCAAAUAUACUAAGGAUUUUUUUUUUUUUUAAAUAUAAAAGUUACAAAGGGGCUCAAAGAAUACAUGAUGCAUAGCUAGGUAUAUAAGACAACAAGAUGUGUUUUCAAUGAGGUUUUUGUUUUUUCAAUUGACUGAUUUGUUUUCAUAUGUUAUUAUAAACAACCAAAAUGUUGAUCACUGUUUAAGUAUAUCACUUGAAAGCACUGAAAUACAUGAAUUAGGAAAGACAAAAAAGUGACUUUUUCAUAGUGCACUUUUUCGUAGUUUCGGACUACUGUAUUUUUCUCAUAAUUGCUGAAUAUUUAUUUUGUGUAAACAUUAGCAUUUUGUUUAUAUAAGAACUUCCUCAGUGAUAAUUACUUGGAUGAUGAAUAUCCAUGUGUCUUUUUGCGACAAACUAUAUACCUUAGCAUUAUGCACCUAUUCUAAAAGAUGUGCUCUUUCAUCCAUUUCUUUACCUCCCAUAGAUGAAAACAAAGAAAUCUUGCUCUUCCAUGACCCCUUCUUCCUUGCAAAUGGGGGACAUGUGUACCCUCUUUUUGGGAUCACUAGGCAUACCCUAUUGAUUUGCUUUAAGUAUGUGUACAGGGAAAAGCCUCAGACUACUUUGUUGUCCCAGACAGAUCCACUUCUUUAUUUCAAUGGUCACGAUGGAGAAGGAAAAAUGUUUCAUUGAGUGUUGUACUGCUAUAUAAACCAUGUGAAAUAUUAAGCUAUUUUAUUUUAAAUUUACACAACUCAUUUACAUCUUGGAACCUUCUUGUGUAUGUGCAUUCUAGCAUGACUGCAAGUAGAAGACCUGCCAUGUUGGUGGUUGCGGAUAAAUAUAUUGAUUUAUGUUACAAUAUGACAGUAAUCAAGCUGAACUGAAGCACAAUGCACAGUAGAGGCGGAAUACAGUGUUACCUAUAGAAGAAAUAUUGUUAUAGUUAACUUCUGAUAUAUUGUUAAUACAUAUGGGAAGAAUCCUACUACUACUUUUAGGAUUGGGAGGGGGCAUGCCAUUUCUCUUCACUUUUAAAGUGGUACUCCCCUGCUCAGCAUUUGGAACAAACUGUUCCGAACGGUGGAGCCGGCGCCGGGAGCUCUUGAUGUCAUAGCCCCCGUAUGAUGUCAGUGACUCAAACAUAUGCCACGCCCCCUCCCUUAGACUUGCAUUGAGGGGGUGGGGCAUGACACCAGGGGGCAGGGCUAUAACGGCACAAGCUCCUGGUGUCGGCUCCAGUGUUUGGAACAGUUUGUUCCAAUUGCUGAGCAGCGGAGUACCUGCCAAUUUAGGAACUACAAACUCAGAUCCCCUUUUUUACGGCCCAUUGUCAGAAAUCUAUAGCAUUAUUAUUUUGUCUGCCCAGAUGUCCAUUAUACAAACUGACACAAUUUUGCUCCUUUUUGUUGGAGAUAUUGGUAAUCUUUUUACCAUUUUUUAAAUCUUAAUUGAAAUUGGAUUUUUAUUUUAAUACAAAGACUUAAAAAUCAGCUUGUUAGAUAUAUAUAUAUAUAUAUAUAUAUAUAUUUCAUUGAAAAGUUACUGGUAACCUGUAACGUAUAUAAGAGGCCUUUUUACACAGAUAGUAUAACUUAACCCUUAUGCCCAAUGUAAAACAACAGGCUCUUUGAGUUGUGUCCACUAUCUUUAACUUUAAAAACUAUAUUAGCACAACUGAGGCAAAACAAAGGAGCAGAUCAUGUGUUUUUCAGCUUUUUUACAGUAUAUGCAGCAAUGGGAAUGCCCACUAAAAGAGACUUAUGCAACACUAUCAAAAACUAUGAUGUAAAAAUAUAAAUAAAUACAUAUAUAACAAAGAAUGUGCAUUUUAUCAAAUGCAUACACUACUAAAAUAAAUUGAUAGCCUUUAUGUUUUAAAGAAAUGUUUUUUAUAUGCAGUAACAAAGUUAAUAUAAUAACCAAAAAUAUUUCAUGUAAUACGUAAACAAAGUUUAUGUUACACAACUAACAAAAUAUUGAUAAUAAAUUAUAGAGUUAUACAGGUGUUUGUCAACAUAUAUAUAUAUGUAUAUAUUUUUUUGGUGCAUUGAUUAGCAAUAACAUCAAGUAUGACAUCUGUGAUGGUAAGGGAUUGUUACAUAAAGGGGAGCUCCAUUUUUACAUAAUUAAAGGGGUACUCUGGUGCUUAGUCAUCUUAUCCCCUAUCCAAAGGAUACCCCUAUCCUUUGCAUAGGAAAUAAGAUGUCUAAGCGCCGGAGUACCCCUUUAAAGUAUCAAAUGCAUAGAUGUAAAUGUGUCUGUAAGGGCGGUAUAGUAAGAAUCAGAUCAUUACAUCUAUAUAUAAAAGUAAUGUCAUAUUAAAAAUAAAGUUCAUGGAAAAUCUGGUGUGUAGAUGUCACAAACCGCAAUGGAAAAGUGUAGGGGUCUGAUCGGUUUUGAUAUGUUCUAACGUUGGAAAUAAAAGGCGAAUGACAAUCUAUUGCUAUUACAGUUCAUUUUAUUAUAGUUAUCUUGUUAAAUCAGAAUAAAUAUUUGCAAGAUUUUAAGAGGGACAAAAGGAACAACUUCUUUUAGGCAUCUAAAGAUUUUAGGAACUUUCCUCACCCCUGCUGGUUCAAAUGUAACCUUUCUUUUUGUGCUAGUGGUAUUUUGGCAAUGUGUUUACAUUAGGACACAGUUUGGCAGUAUUAUGUAAGCAUGGUGCUUGUAUUUGUUGCUUUAGGGUAGUAUUAAAUAGGUAUAUAUGGGGCUAUUAUUUGGGCAUUACUUUCGUAGUAUUAUGUCAUUCUCUUUUACCAAAGAAUGGAAUGUGUCAAAAUAAGAACAAAUACAAAAACUGCCAGGUAAACACCAGAAGGAUUCAAAGGCUUUACAUUUUUUUUGACAUUUUUGUGUCAAAGUCGUCAUAACAUUUAAUUGUUAAGAACUGCAAAAUAUUAUGUUGAAGAAAACUGACUUUAUAGUCUUCCAUGUAUCAAUGGUGGGGGUCUGCCUGCUAGAAAUCUACCAUCAGAAGAAGGGAGGAAAACUGUGUCCUAAAUAGAAUGUGUAGACAGCAGUUGGACCCCCACUGAUCAGCUAAAUGGCUAUGUUGUGAGAUUACCAUAACACUGUGGCUAUCUUUUUGUAAACUGGUAUUUCCUGUUUGACUUUUUUUUUUUUUUUACUACAAAUCCCACAAUUCCAUUUUCCUCCCUCCCUCCCUCCCACACAUCAGCCACCCCACCCAUUGAAACAAAAGACCUGUGGUUUUCAAUCAGGGUGCCUCCAGCUGUUGCAUUAGUUGCAGAUUUAUCCCUCCACCCAUUGAAGCAGACAGGCUCCCUGUCAUCAGCUGACAAGUGAGUCAGGUCUCGGCCGCAUUGCAAGCUUGGAAAAAUCUGAGACAACAGUCAUUUUGUAUGCUGGUGAAAAUAAAUAAUGGGGAGAAAAUCACAGAAGAAUUGUGAGAAAACCGUCACACACAGGUACAGACACUAUAUUAUGAACUAGCUUUAAAGCCCCUGUAGCAUAAUCAAAUAAAAAAAAAAUCCUGGAAUACCCCUUUAAGCUUGUGCAUUGGGAAACCCCCUUUAAGUUAUUGGCAACAAGAAAAUAUAGAGGGACAUUUAUCAAAGCAUUUAGUAGGUUUUUUUAAUGCUUAAAAUUGUUUCAAAAAAGUAUGUGUGACUACUCAAUUUUUGGUGCAACUAUUUGAUUGUGCAGUGCCCUAAGCAAAACCAAAAAAAAAAAAGAAACUUGCUUACCAAAGCAAAAAGUGAUUGUUGACUUGCAGUGGUCAGAGAUUUAUCAAGUGCAAAAAGUUGCAUCGCAUCAAAAAAACUACUAAAUUUACUCCAGCUCAGACAUGGAGCAGAAAAAGCCACUACCAAAGCAAAAAAAAAUAAUAAAUAAAUUGCUAACGUGAAAGAAAUUUAUCAACAGGUUGAAACCAGUUGAUAAGUCACACAUAAGCCAAAAAUUGUAAGAAAAAAAUAACUACCGUAUAUGCUCGAGUAUAAGCCGAGUUUUUCAGCACGAUUUUUCGUGCUGAAAACGCCCCCCUUGGGUUAUACUCGAAUGAACUCUCCACCUGUCAAUCCCUUCUCAGUGGUCUUCAACCUGCGGACCUCCAGAUGUUGCAAAACUACAA